AUGCCGCAGAAGGUUUAUGUCACGUACAACCAGGUUCACAAACUAUGCCAGGCCUCCGCUGACAAGAUCCUGGACACCUUCCAGCCCAAUCUUAUGAUUGCUAUCGGCGGUGGUGGCUACAUCCCUGCCCGCAUUCUCCGUUCUUUCUUGAAGCGCACUGGAGAGCCUAACAUCCCCAUCCAGGCCAUCGGUUUGUCGCUCUACGAGGACCUGGGUCGUGGUGACGCCGAAGAAGUUCCCGGAACCAAGGUCACCCGUACACAAUGGCUGGACCUGAGCUCCCUGGAAAUGGCCAACCUCAUUGGCAAGAACAUCCUCAUUGUUGACGAAGUUGACGAUACCCGUACCACCCUCGAAUAUGCCGUCAGCGAGCUCCAGAAGGACGUCGAGAUUGCGCAGAAGCAGCUCGGCCGUGAAGGCGAGAAGACCAACUUCUUCGUCUACGUUGUUCACAACAAGGACAAGCCGAAGAAGGGUGUCUUGCCCGAGGAUAUGAUGACUUCUGGCCGUUACCACGCAUCCGUCACGACCGCUGAUGUCUGGAUCUGCUAUCCUUGGGAAGCUAAGGACAUUGACGAGCAUGACAGACUGGCUCAGGAGAACCCUCUCGUCUGAGAUUCUUCUACUCAGCGCGAUUUUGCUCUCGCUUAGCCACUAUUUUACCUCGUCUUUUCAUGCCUAGAAAUCCUGGUUAAGCCAUCCACGCAUAGAUACCGGCUCUCGUUGGUUGCAUAUAUGCUGCGUUCCCCCGUUAGAUAUUGGAAGAAGAGUUUUGCAUGUUUCAGGUUUGCUACGGAAAGGUGUUUUGAUGGGUUUAUUUGAUAGAACAAAAGCAAUUUUGGUACCAUGAAUGAUGAAGAUCUUAGCUUAUAUUUUGCCCUUGAAUAACGCCUGCGU
Messenger RNA from Aspergillus vadensis CBS 113365, 897 nucleotides. Its product is annotated as xanthine phosphoribosyltransferase. The transcript is spliced from 5 exons. The record is from RefSeq and is a predicted model, not a curated record. NCBI's taxonomy places the organism in Eukaryota, Fungi, Ascomycota, Eurotiomycetes, Eurotiales, Aspergillaceae. Gene Ontology annotation, biological process: XMP salvage; GMP salvage; IMP salvage. Bases 1 to 615 code for a protein of 204 amino acids. Gene Ontology annotation, molecular function: hypoxanthine phosphoribosyltransferase activity. Gene Ontology annotation, cellular component: cytoplasm.